Molecule: messenger RNA, 719 nt
Organism: Helobdella robusta
Lineage: Eukaryota; Metazoa; Annelida; Clitellata; Rhynchobdellida; Glossiphoniidae
Exons: 3
Coding region: 72-719 (215 amino acids)
Source: RefSeq, a predicted model, not a curated record
AGCCAUAGUUUCAUCACACCAUCAUCGUCAAACUGCCCACUGAGGAGGUGAGCGCGCUGAAAGGUCAAACAAUGCUUAUCUCAAUCAGUUCAUUCAAGCUGAUUCUUAUUCUCUUCUUAACAACGGUAGCCAAUGGUGGGAACUCAACGUCAAUUAAGAGUGAAUUCAAUCGGCCCAACAAUCGCGAUGGCGCUGGCGAAAAUUUUGGCGUCAAUUUUCGAGACGAAAAUUCUCGCGAGAAUUUCGGCGAAAAAUUUGCUAGCGACGAUGAUUUGAAAAUUGCAUCCAACUAUUAUGAGGGUGAUGACGACAGGUUUAAAUUGUUUCUCAGCGAAAAUAAAAUAGUCCGUUUUGAUAACGAUGAUGAAUAUGACAGGAAAAGUAGUGAUAAUGAUUAUGAUCACAGCACUGAUGAUGAUGACGAUGUCGUUGGUACGCAACCGCGCCACACGAAUUUCGACAAAAAGUGGCGCGACCUGCUGUCGCCACUCCAUCAGAAGCCGCUACUUAAACGUCCUCAACAGCAGCAGCAGCACGACAUUGUGGCGAAAAAUUCCCAUAAACUCAUUUUGAGCAAAAGGUUUUACAAUCCCAAAAGUCGAUUGGAUCUGAACGAAGCAGACAUGUGUCUUAAAUGGCUGUGGGUGACUCGAAUUAACUCACGAAUGUUUCCACCGAUUUCUUCAGAUAAAAAGAUUUCAAGAUUGUACCAACUGUAA